AUGGCGCACUCCUUCCUCUCCGAGCGUCUUGUCGGGAACAUAGGUAACCGACCUUGUGUGCCACCGGAGACGCCCUCGAGGCGACCAAUUAGGAAGACGGACGCCUCCCCCGGGACUAAGGAGGUCAACCGUGCGCCACUGCGGUAUAUCAGUGGGAUAGAACUCAUCUUCGAGAAAGGGUCCCUGACGCAGCCCGGCAAGCCAAUCAAUGAUGCGGCCGGUGCAGUUCAACUAGCCAACAUGCGAAGGUUCCUUGGUGCAGGUGGACCAUUCUAG
This is a messenger RNA of Chaetomium globosum CBS 148.51, 276 nucleotides long. RefSeq lists its product as uncharacterized. NCBI's taxonomy places the organism in Eukaryota, Fungi, Ascomycota, Sordariomycetes, Sordariales, Chaetomiaceae. Bases 1 to 276 code for a protein of 91 amino acids. The record is from RefSeq and is a predicted model, not a curated record. The transcript has 2 exons.